CUUUGAAAUUCACGAAAGCUGCAUCAGAGAUAGAGGGAGAGAGAGAGAGAGAGAGAGAAAGGGGUUUAAGCACUGUUUGGUUGUGUGUUUUUCACCCAAGCUCGGAGGUUUUCAAAUCCUGUCCACAACUUCUUCACUUGGAUCAAAUUAUGUAUACAAAAAUGUUCAUUCUUUCAUUCUUACCACACUGAAUCUGUACAGUUUUUCUUCACCUCAGAUCAAAUUACCAUAAUUUCACUGCACAUAGUUAUCUGUUCUUGGUAUGCUGGUUAAGAGAUGGUGCUGAAGAAGAGAUUGGAGUAUGGUUUUGGUGGGUUUCAGAUUCCCUGUGUGCCUAGAGGUCCCAGAUCAGUUCGAAGGAGACACCCCCUCAAAAGUUUGGAGGAUAAUCAAAUUUGUGCAUUUGAAUUGUUGGCCACUGUGGCUGGGAAGCUUUUGCAGGAGAGUGAAAGCUCUGCUUCUAGUAAUAUUGCUGCAGAUGAGGAGAAAGGUAUUGUUAAGCAAGAAAAGAUUGAAGCUUCAGGGAAAUAUGUGAAAUCUGAUCAGGGAAGCUCGGUAUCUGAUCCCGUUAUUGAAGUGCAGAAAAUCGAGGAUAAUGGUUUUGGUGGAUCUUUGUAUCCCAAAGAUUGUUCGCUCCAGGAACAGACUUCGAAGGUGUUUAAUGGCAAUGGCAAACUCGGGAUUGAAAUUGAAACGCAUAUAGAAGAAGACUUAACUGUAGCUAACGAUCGCACUGUAAAGGAUCCGAUGGAGAAUAAUUAUGUGAAUAAUAAUAACACCCUCCACCUCGUUAACUCAGAGAGUAGUGUACAUUUCCCGUUGUACAGGGAACGAUUUCCUCGUGUUUGUUUUGCAAAGCACAGGAACGAUGUAAAGUUAGGUGUUAGAGAUGAUGGCGAAAAUUCUUACGGGUGCUAUAAACACAGCACCAAGAUUAGGCCUUUCAGGUCACAAUCCCGCAUUGGGUACAAACGAAUCAGGAAAAUGCUGACAUCCAGACACCGGAAGACAGCUCUCGGGUUGAAAGAAUGCGACUUUUCUGACACUUAUGAGAAAGCGAUGAAGCAUUCAUAUCGUAGUAGGAAAAUCUUUCAUGCCCGAGAAAGAUGUCACUUUGAAACUUCUUCGAAGAGGAGGAAGUUGUGUAACCGUAGCUUUGCUAUUGCGUACGAUCAGGAGGCUAGUAGUGAAAGCAUUUCUAAUUUGCCCGACAAGAGAAUUAAUGGAGACAAUAUAAAAUUUAGCAUCAAGUCUUUCAAGGUGCCAGAGCUUUACAUUGAGGUUCCCGAAACUGCAACAGUUGGAUCAUUGAAGAGAACAGUGAUGGAGGCUGUUACAGCCAUAGUAGCGGGUGGUUUACGGGUGGGAGUUGUUCUCCAAGGAAAGAAGGUAAGAGACGAUAAUAGAACUCUAAAGCAAGCUGGUAUAUCUCACAAUGGCAACAUCGAUGCAUUGGGUUUUACGUUGGAGCCUAAUUUAAGCCAAGUUUCUCUUGUUUCGACCCCGAAAGAUGCUCCUUCUUCCUUACGUGCUGCUGUGGAAACAGAAGUUUCCGGGAGUCCAGCCAGUCCUAACUUGGAUUUGGCGCUUUCCACUAUUCCGUCUGAUCCCUCACCCGAGAUUAUUAUGGAUAAACCCGUUGAGGGCAACCGUGAGUUGGUACCGUUUUCGGAGAAUCCUACUGAUUCCUCGACUAAUUUAUGUGAUUCAGACACCAAAGCUUUGGUGGCGGUUCCACCAUCAAAUGCCGAGGCACUUGCAAUUGUUCCUCUGAAUGGGAAAAGUAAGCGCACUGAACUUUCGCAACGUAGGACCCGAAGACCGUUUUCUGUUGCAGAAGUUGAUGGACUGGUUGGAGCAGUAGAGCAACUCGGAACUGGAAGGUGGCGUGAUGUUAAAAUGCGUGCUUUUGAGAAUGCAGAUCAUCGCACAUACGUUGACUUGAAGGAUAAAUGGAAGACGUUGGUUCAUACUGCGAGCAUCGCCCCGCAGCAAAGGCGGGGAGAGCCUGUACCGCAGGAGCUUCUGAACCGGGUCUUAGCUGCCCACUCGUACUGGUCCCAACAUCAGGCCAAGCAACACGGGAAGAGCCACGCUACUUUGCCUUUGAGGACCGAGGUUUGAAAAGGUUGUCUCGUGAUUAUAUUCCUAAGAUGUGUAUAUGACGUAAGAAUGUAGAGAUUGAAGGGUCACAUAUUAUAUAUAUGUCGUCGUUUAGGUUUCUCAGGCAGGCUCACUGAUUCAUCGCGCAGUCUUCCUCCAUGAUUCGGGGAGGCUGGCGACUGUAAAUUGAUUCAAGAAACAUUGUAGUCUAGGGUGUCACUCUCUGUUGAUUCUAUUUUUUAUUUUUCUGGGAUUGGAAAUGUAUUAUUAUGUACAUUAAUCUCUUUACAUUUGAAAUAAAUGGUUUAUU
This is a messenger RNA of Ipomoea nil (Japanese morning glory), 2413 nucleotides long. RefSeq names its product telomere repeat-binding protein 4-like. Gene Ontology annotation, molecular function: protein binding. Lineage: Eukaryota; Viridiplantae; Streptophyta; Magnoliopsida; Solanales; Convolvulaceae. The record is from RefSeq and is a predicted model, not a curated record. The coding region runs from base 277 to 2124 and encodes 615 amino acids. The transcript has 9 exons.